UAUUCAGAAGUAUUUGCAACUAGUAUGGGCUUAAUUUUUUGCGUUAUUGCAAUUAUAGCUGCUGUUAAGGAAUACAAAACAUCGUUAGUGUCUAUUAUGAAGUAUUUCCUCAUAUAGUUUUGUUAUUAUAUGACAGGCUUGUAUACCCUUCUGUAUUGGUAUUUUAUCAAGUUAUAGACAUGACUGUAUUGGUUAUAGUACUAAUCAUAACUGCUAUUGAUCGGUAUGGAUUAUACUGCAGUUCAGUUAGUCUAUUGGAGACAUUAAAUAAUCCAACUCCUUUUUGUAAAUUUUCAGGAGUUGUAUUUCAUUAUGUUAUUGUAAAUAUGGCACUGUGGUGGUUCUUUCAUGUUGCUAUGUUCUUUCACAAAGUAUUUUUUCCCUUCCAAGCAAAUAGAUUUGAAAAGCUGGGCCGUGAAAAGUAUAUAUUUGCAACUGUAACCAUUUUAUCUCUACUACUUCCAUUGCCAGCUGUUAUUGUUUGCCUUUCUGUUGACAAAUUCAAAUAUAAUGUUCAUCGUUUUCCAACAACUCUUUGCAUCAGUGAUGGUGACAUGUGGUUCUAUUCUACAACACUUCCAAUGGAUAUAUUACUUGCU
Molecule: messenger RNA, 599 nt
Organism: Amphimedon queenslandica
Lineage: Eukaryota; Metazoa; Porifera; Demospongiae; Haplosclerida; Niphatidae
Exons: 4
Source: RefSeq, a predicted model, not a curated record